Molecule: messenger RNA, 856 nt
Organism: Caenorhabditis elegans
Lineage: Eukaryota; Metazoa; Nematoda; Chromadorea; Rhabditida; Rhabditidae
Source: the annotation of a RefSeq genome assembly
AUGCAUCCCUUCCCAAUACUGUCACUUCCUGAAAGAUCCCGCAAAAAUGCUAUAAAAUGCAUGAAACUUUUGGAUAUAGUCAACUUCUCCUUAACCACUCAAAACGCAAAGAAUUCAGUGAUAUCUGCAGGAUUAAAAGCCACUGUGAGAGCAACGCUCAAAAGCAACUAUCUGGCUAUGUACUUCUGAAGAUAAUUUCGAGAGUCUAGAAGUGCAAUUAGAUCAAGCUGUACACCGAUUUGAGCAUCUCUUGGAAAUAUUCCAUCAGACAAGACUGAAAAAUCUGGAUUACGUUAACUUUGGGCCUACAUUUCAAACAAUCAUUCAAGAAUUUGAUAGAAUCAAGCAUAUCACAUUGCAAGAGAUUAGUCCUUUUGAAUUACAGAGUAUAAUCCGAAUGUAUGGAGUUAAUGUGGACUGUAUGGAUUUAAGCGAUGUGACAAUAUCAUACCUGUCUAAUCGAAGGGAUAUCUUGAUUCAAAAUUUCCGGUGCUUCAGCUUAUCCAAAAGUUUCCAGCUUAAACUUGAUGACGUAUUGCUUAUUAAUGCGAACAAUAUUGAUCUUCCAAAGAGCCUAACAAUAAGCCCAACUGACGCUAAUUUAUUCCUGCGACACUGGAUCGCUGGAUCACACGAGAAUCUGGUCCGUUUGGAGUUCACCCUUACCACUGAAGGAGAUAUUUUCCGGUUCAUUAAGUUUGAGGAGACACCUUCAGAAACACGUUCUCAACUUAAAGUGAUACUGGAGCACAAAAAUUGCCGCUGCUCGGGGGUUGAUAUUCGACGGUUCGAUGAGAAAAUCGCUACGAUUUUUGUUCAUGCGAGGAAGACUGUGGAGAUUUUUGUGCUGAAUUGA